This is a messenger RNA of Fraxinus pennsylvanica, 432 nucleotides long. The record is from the annotation of a GenBank genome assembly. NCBI's taxonomy places the organism in Eukaryota, Viridiplantae, Streptophyta, Magnoliopsida, Lamiales, Oleaceae.
AUGGGACUCUCAGGAGGCAUUCAUCCAAGACAAAAUACCCAUCUCGCAGCAUCUUGUUUCCCUUCGAAUCAUAGCUGCUCUGAAAUUAUUAAUAUAAUGAGGGCUUCAAUUAAACGUCCACCAACUCCAGAUGCAGAAGAUGAACGCGAUCGCGAACCUACAAUUCAGGAAAUCAUCAAUAUCAAGCUGAUUGAGAGUGGAGAAAAAGAACGGUUGAAGGACCUUUUGAGGGAAAGACUUAUCGAAUGCGGUUGGAGAGAUGAAAUGAAAGCUCUUUGCAGGGCACAUGCAAGGAAGAAGGGAAGAAAUAAUGUAACUGUGGAUGACCUUGUUCAUGUAAUUACCCCGAAGGGAAGAGCUUCUGUUCCUGAUACGGUAAAAGCAGAACUGCUGCAGCGAAUCCGUUCAUUUCUUUCAUCAACUGCCCUCUGA